AUGGACAACAUUCUCCGCUCCUCCUCCAACGUCAAAUCCGCCGCCGUGCCUCUUCCAAUCGACACCGUCUUCAAACUCCCUUCCCCACCGCCUACUUGGCCACCGGGCGGCGGCUUCGCAACGGGAGAGAUGGAUCUCGGCGGCCUCCAAGUCCGCCAAGUCACAACGUUUCAAAAAAUCUCGACAACUUACAAAGGAGGCCCCGCCGAUUUAGGCGCCACCUUUCUAGAACCUUCCCCAAUACCGGAUGGAUUCACCAUGCUCGGCAGCUACGCUCAGCCCAACAACCAACCGCUUUUCGGUUGGGUUUUGGUCGCUAAAACGAACGCAGUCGACACAUUAGGUCAAAUUCUGAAGCAGCCAACUGACUACACUCUCAUCUCGACAAACGAUGAUGCCCACUUCUGGCUCCCGACUCCGCCCGACGGCUUCAGAGCCAUCGGGCUAGUCGUCACCGCCUCGCCGGAGAAGCCGGCCCUGGACAAGAUCUGCUGCGUCCGGGCCGACUUCACCGACGAGGCAGAGACCAAGAGCCAGAUUUGGGGAAACGUGUAUGUAGUAAGAGGGAGCAAUGCCAAAUCAGUAAGCGUGGGUACAUUUACAAUCCAAGGAAAUGACAAUAAUACCCUUACUCCAUUAUCUUGUUUGAUUAACAAGGACUCAGCUUUAUCCGCCAUGCCUAAUCAAGCCCAAAUUGAAGCUGUGUUUGCAUCGUAUGCUCCGUUUAUGUACUUCCACCCUCGUGAAAAAUACCUCCCUUCCUCUGUGAAUUGGUAUUUCAGCAACGGUGCCUUGCUGUUCAAGAAAGGGGAGGAGUCGAAUCCGGUUGCGGUCCUACCGGAAGGUUCGAACCUCCCACAAGGCGGUACGAAUGACGGGUUGUACUGGCUCGACCUCCCGGCAGAGCCAGACGGCACUAGGGUUAAAAUGGGGGAUUUGCCGAGCGCGAUGGCUUAUCUUCACUUCAAACCAGUUCUUGGCGGGUCAGCGACGGAUAUCCAGGUGUGGGUGUUCUACCCGUUCAACGGCCCGGCAGCUGCGAAGGUGGGGCCAUUCAAAAGAGUCGAAUUGGGGAAAAUCGGCGAGCACGUGGGGGACUGGGAGCACGUGACACUGAGAAUCAGCAAUCUCGACGGGAUUCUGCGGAGAGUUUACUUCGCGGAGCACGGCGGCGGGCAGUGGGUGGAUUCGUCGGAACUCGAAUUCAGUGGCGGCGGCAACAGAUUUUCAGUGUAUUCGUCGCGGAAUGGGCACGCGGCGUAUCGUAAGGCGGGGUUGGUUGUGCAGGGAGGGGAUUUUGUGGGGUUAAGGAACGAUGCGGCGAAGAGCGCGGUGGUGAUGGACACGGGGGCGAGGUUCGCGGUGGUGGCCGGGGAGGGGGUGGUGGAGCCGCCGUGGCUGAAUUACUACCGGAAAUGGGGGCCCACGAGGAGUUAUGAUACCGUGGAGGAGUUGAAGAAUGCUGGGAAAUUCCUGCCGGGGUUUUUGAAGAAGCAGUUGGCGAAGUUGGUUAAUGGGCUGCCGCCGGAAGUAUUUGGGGAGGAUGGGCCCAUUGGGCCUAAGAUGAAGAACAAUUGGGAUGGGGAUGAGAAAUGA
Salvia splendens (bonfire salvia) is the source of this 1596-nucleotide messenger RNA. RefSeq lists its product as uncharacterized. The coding region runs from base 1 to 1596 and encodes 531 amino acids. The transcript is spliced from 2 exons. Lineage: Eukaryota; Viridiplantae; Streptophyta; Magnoliopsida; Lamiales; Lamiaceae. The record is from RefSeq and is a predicted model, not a curated record.